UUUGAAUACGCAAACAGGAAGUAAAGCAGCUGCAGUCAGUUGAGCUGCAGUUUACAGAUAUUUGACACAAACCCUGUAAAACUCGCUGAAAAAAAACAACCUGCCAGUAAUGAGAAGCACGGCAUGGCAGACAGACAGGACAAUGAGGUGGAGGAGGCUGAGCAGGUGUAUCUGCUGAUGAAAGAGGAGUACAGGAUCUCGCGCAACGUGCGUCUGUCCUGGUUCCUCAGCCGACUCAAUCAGGUUAUUCAGCCCAGUCCACGGUCUGAGCUGGAUGACAGCACAGGAGAGAUGAUCUUCGACGAAGUCUUCCAUGCUCUGUCGCGCUGCUUAAUCGGUCUGGCAAAACCCUUUACAAUCCCAGGAACGGAUCAUGUUUUCCAGCCCAAAAUCUUCGUCACUAUUUUGGCAUAUUCCUCCAUCAUUGGCCUUAGUUCUCACCAGGUGUUGGUUCAGGGCUGUCAGCUGGACUGUAUGGAUUUGGAGCAGUUCUUGCAUCAGAUCUAUCAGCAGUUGAGAGCCGUGGAGAGCAGCAUCGCUGAAGUCUUACAGCAGCAGCACAAUCAGUUCAAUGGUUCUGUCUAUCAGUGUUUCUCCAAUGAUGCUGUGGAGGAAGUGUCUCAGAGAAAGCCAGGGGUUUCUAUGGUGACUGCAGACGUCGGGCUGGUCAGUAUGGUGAGGCAGGGGAUUCUAGCACUGCAACUUUUGCCUCCAAACUCUGGUGCAGGGAUAAUAAUCAUCACAGACGGAGUGACGAGCGUUCCUGAUGUCGCUGUGUGUGAAACUCUACUGAAUCAGCUGAGAAGUGGAACCAUUGCCUGUUCAUUUGUUCAGGUCGGGGGUGCCUACUCUUAUGACUGCAGUUUUGGCUACAUCCCCAACGUGGAGCUGAUGAAGUUCAUCUCAAUGGCGACCUUCGGCUCAUAUCUGUCCAUGUGUCCAGAGUCGCACUGUACAGGCGACGAGAUGAACGCUUACCAUCGCGCCUUCCUCACAUACUCCUUCCUAAAAACCGGAGAGUCCAUGAACCCAGAGUACUACUGCUUCUCUCAGCACAGGCUCUUUAAUGAACACCUGGUGUCAGCCAGUGGAAACCCCGCCUUAGUAAUGCGCAGGAAGAAACACACAGAGAAGGAAGUGCAUGCAGAUUUGAUCAGCGUUCUGUCCAUCAGACUGAGAGAGGGAUACAGCAUACGAGAGCUCAACAUCACUAAAGGAGGAAGUCAGCUGGAGGUGAAGCUAGUUCUCCUCUGGAAGCAUAACAUGCGCAUUGAAUACCUUGCUAUAGCAUCUUGGCCCCUUGAGCCAACCAAACGCACAACAUGGGUUGAGGUAACAAUGGAGGGCAGCUAUGACAUACUUCACGACAUCAGCUGCACCAUGAGGAAACCUAUCACCAGCCCCUACCGGACGUCUGUGAUCCGCCGCUUCUGGAACACUCUGCAGAGCAUAAAUCAGACCGAUCAGAUGUUGGUUCAUCUGCAGUCCUUUAAUUCCAUAUCAGAGCAUUACACUAUCCCUGAAAGCACGAAAAACGGUGUUCCUCUAUUUUACAUCCCACCUGGAUCCACCACACCGGUCCUCUCUCUCCAGCACAACGGCUCCAAAGACUUCAGCCAAUCACAGUUUGCCUCGUACUGGAAGCCUGUCCUGUCCAUGGAUGCCAACUUCUGGCAGCGCUGGCUGCACAUGCACCGCAUCACUAUCAUUCUGGAGCAUGACAUGCCGGUCCCGAAGCAUGUGCACAACGCAGGAAGUAAUGGUCGAUUCAGUACCGUGCAGUGCCGGAUCUCUCACUCUGCACUCACAUCACUGCUCAAAGACUGGAGCAGUUUCGUCCUGGUGGAGGGAUAUUCAUACGUCAAACUCAUUUACAGUGUCUCUGAGCUGCCGCCGGUCUCCUUCUAUCUGGUGCGUCUGAUCUCUAAAACUCCCUGUAUGGUGCUGCGAUUGGGCUUCCCGAUAGGGACUCUGGCUCACACCAGGAACAAGAUUGUGGAUGAACUUCGAGAGCAGAUCCUUCGGCUGCGGUUUCCUCAUCGGGUCCAGAAUAAAGAGGCGACGCCGAAAACCAAACGGAAAAUUCUGGGGCAUUCAUCGCCCUCUAAAUCCCCACCUCUGCCUGCUCCAAAACCAGCACUGUCUGAUCGGCGGUGUGUGGUGGUGCUCAACAAACCUCUGGAAAAACUGCUCAUCAGGUACGAGAAGCUCCCGUCUGAUUUCCGCACCCCUUUCAUCCUGAACAUGGAGCCGUUUGCUCAGCCGUCCCUCAUGGGCGUCCCUCUCAGUGUGGCCGCCAGCAGAACCGCUUCCUCCACCGUGGCGUCGCUCUCUCGAUACUUCCUGCAUCAGCGCUGGGUUUGGGCCUUACAGAACGGAUCGGGAACUACCGUAUCGCUUUACGCUGUUGCUCGUAUCCUCUCCAUGCUCUCUGAUAUUCGUCUGUCUGAAGGCUUUCACUUUGCCUCUAGUGGGGAGGGAAUCGUCAACAUGGUGACAGAACUGCCAAUGCAGAGUCUGCCAGCAGAUUUGGAUGGUGAAAAACACACCUGCAUAGUCCAGUAUAUUUUAUUUCCACCUCAUUCCACUUCUACCAAGGACAGUUUCUCCACAGAUGAUGAUAAUGACACUGAAGUAGAGGCUAUAGACGUGGACACGGAGCUGAGUUUGGUGACCGAGUGCUGGAUUGAGCCUCAAAGUGGAUCCGUUUGCAGCUCGCUGGACCUGCAGAGACACUUCCACAACCUCACGUAUCAGCAGAUCCCUCAGGCUGUUUUUCCACGUGAUCUGUCAUGCAUGACGACAAUGAUCACAUUCGAAUACCUCAUUCAGCUGUGUCAGAAUAAAGAGCAGGUGUGUCCGCUAAACUGCGUCAGAGAUGCUCCAGGUGAGAUUUUCUCCUCCUCCACCGCUGCUGAUGACUGCAUACACACUGUGCCUUUACAGUUCGACCUGAUGAAACUCCUGCCCAAGUGCCAGCAGAUUGAGCUCUUCUUCUACACCUUUAGCCAUGAAAGCCAAGCGGACUCGUCCCGUAAUGCCUCGUCUCUGCCCAACGACCUCCUGCUUUCGCUCUUCCACGGGUCUCUGCAGAACGAGCUGAGCGACCGCGAGAUCCCACUGACACAUGAAGAUCACGUCACAUUCAUGCAUCACAUCCUUGAGCGGGAAAGAGACGGUCAUGUGGCUCCAUUCUCACUACCUGUCAUUAAAGAAGAGAGUUUGAAGCCUCCGGAGAGACAGGACACGGUUCUUUCUUUCCACACUAUAGGAAGCAGUAAAGAAGUGACGGGAUCUUCCAGUACACUUCAGAGUUUCAGUAAUGUGGAUCUUGCGGAUGAAGAGCCAGCUGGAGCGGAGCCGGGCGGUUUAUCUCCUCGCUGGAAAUGUUACGCCAAAUACAUCAGCCAUCAGCAGAUCCUGCUCACGUUCCUGCCAGCCACGUUUACAGAUGUGCAGAUUUUGAUGUCUUCUGGGCUGGAGACUGAGUCUUCAAUCAACAGCAGUGCUCUGGAAGAGGAGGAGACCUGUAAUCAUGGCAACAGCCAAUCACGGGCAGACUCCAUCAGCAGCACUGCCAAUGGUCCACAGGGUAAUGCUGAUUUAAAAACGGGUCAACAUGAAGACCAACCCGAAGCAGAGCUGGAGACAGAACAGACCAACACUCGUGUUACAGAGAAGGACGGUGUGCAGUUUGUAGAGCCGCAGAAGCGAGAGUGUCACAUCACGUUCAGCAGGCAGGCAUCUCAGCAGAGCAGCAGUGACGCGGCCCGCCCUCGCUGUCCCAUAUACAUCUACAACUGCUCUCUGGACUCCCUCAAAGAGCAGCUGGUCCACCCGCGCUCCGGACGCCAGCCCAGAGACCUCUUCUUCAGACCUCAAGAGACAGACACCUGGGAGUUCAAUCAGCAGCCCAGAUACAGGUCGAUCUCUCAGGAGCGCAGCACCAGCACCUCGUCCUCGACGGAGCACAAGAUUCCACCGGUGCUGGCCAACUACCACAGCCUCCUGCAGGAGCAUUACUACCACAGCUACGUCAAAGGUGUCUAUCGCAGUCUGCAGCAGUCGUAUAACGUGAGCUCUCAGGACGUCCUGACAGCCAUGGACUACUGCGAGGAGUCGCUGCAGGAGAUCGACAUCACGUCCUUCCUGCAGACGCUCUGUGGACAUGUGCGUGUGUUUCGAGAACGCCAUGAGCUGCACGGCAAAUCCAGCAAUGGCCCCACAACCUUCAUCAUUGGGGAGGCAGAGGAAGAUGGAGCCGACAGGGCCACGCUCGUGUCUUCAUCCAGUGUUGAACUGGAGGAUGUGAGUGAAACCGAUUCCAGAGGAAAACUCUCUGUUCCCCCGUCCCCGCUGAACCUGGACGAACCAAAGUCACCCAAAAUCCCAGAAUUCCCUCUGUCUCUUCUCCAGUCCCAGCAGAAGUGUGAAGUCUAUCCUGAUUUGCACAAAAUCGUACAGGAUAAAUUCAUGGAAAUUGGUGCUCAGUAUUUCAAGACCGUGCCGUCCAAUCCGCAUUACUUCUUUUACUGCCUCCAGUCUUCCAAAAAAGAGGAGGACUCGGACAAAGAAGAAGAACGAAGGCCCAGUGACGAGUGUGAGCUUUCUGAAGCUGAACUGGCCACAGAAGAUGAGAACGUGUCCGGCUGCUGCAUCGUGACAGAGAGCGAUACAGAUCUGGAGGUGGAGUAUCAGGAAUGUGGGAACGUUAAAGCGGAUGCUGGAGAAGCAGAGGGAGCCGCAGGUGAAUCUCCGUCAGACUCCAACACGGUGAACCAGGAUGAGGACUCCUUCAGUAUUCUGGAUGGAGACUCUCUGCUGGAGGUGGAGAGUCCGCAGCCGGAGCUCCCACCACUGUUUGUUCAUCUCACCUGCUCCGUCAACAUGAAGAGCAGCCACGGCUCCAUGCCCACGCAGACACUGCCAACCUGCCUGAGCGAGAUCAUCUCCUGUCUGGAGAAUGCAGAGAGUCUUCAGUCUGUGGAUCUGAAUGAGCUGUCGGUCACUCUGGAUAUCUAUGUUCUCACUCUGCCUCUAGAGAUCGAGGUUUUGGCUCCUGACGCUCGACACAUCAGGAACACAUCUGAGAGCAGCGUGUCGUUGAAUCGUUCCCCUGCUCAGCCUUCAUCUUAUCGCUCUGAUGAGGAGCUCAUGGGGAAUCUGGACGGUCUGCGGGUCGGUGAGGACAGUAUGUCUGGAGAUCCACUGUCUAAACUCCCUGUACCGCACAAGAUGGCUGUUUUAGCCACUAUGGAUGAGAUCCGCUGGCUGCUGGAGGAUGAGAUGGUGUCUGCUCUACGUCUGUCUUCAGUCAUCAGCUCCUCCACGCUGCAGAAAGUGUCUGAUCAUGUGCGGCGCUCCAGCGGACGCCCGCAGUGCCUCUUUGAGAUCGUCCCCCUGAAGUUCGUCUUCGGCCCCGAGCAAUCGCUGGAAAAGUUUCAAGAGGAGUUCAAGAGGUUAUCGCUGGCCGGUUACCUGCUGAACGCGGAGCAGCACAACUUCCACUACGUCUCUCUGAGUCGCCAGCAGACGCACAAGAUCCAGACGGCCAGAGAAAUAAACAUCACUGCUGAACACGGGACAGUGCAGAGUCUAGUGGCAUCCGCAAACAUCUGCACUAAAGAGCUGGAGCCGGAGGGUGCGUGUGGAGACUCACAGCAGCUUCAGCAUGCGGUCAGAGAUGAUGAAAACACACGAGCGGCGGCUCCAGACUCUGCCAGCGAGUCUCUCUCUGAAACCUCAGACAGUGGAUUGGUGAAGCAGAGCGAUGUGGAGGAUCCUCCAGCUCACCUGCAGACGGCCAGCAGCACUGAACACACCACUCCUCCAAAAACACCCUCUGCUGCCAGCCUGGCCGAGUCUGUGCAGUCCAACACACACAGCAGUGGGAAGCUGCGGCCCAGUCGAGUUCAGAGUGUGGUGUCCAGUCAGGGCAGCCUGGACUCAGACAUGCUGGGUUACGACGGUGGCAGCAGCGACUCGGAGUGUGAAGGACCCACGAUGAACGAGCAGGAGAAGCAGACGCCGCUCAUGCCUGAUUUCUGGCUCAUCAUCAGGAUCCAUCAGGACCGGGUGCAGGUUUUCUCUCACUCCAGGAGUUUGCAUCGAGGGAAAGAGGAGGAAGAGGAGGAGGAGAUCCCCGAAUACCUGCGCCUUCAUCAGCUGGUGGUGCGCAGGAUUGGAGAAAUGUGCCGAAUAGUCAACCAGCGCCUCCUGCUGCAGGAUCUGCAUGACAGUCGUGUGUGCCACUCUCUCCUGGUGGCGGAGAGUGAGGAGGACAUCUGGAAACAUGAGUCGCUCUACCGGCCCCGGAUGACCCACUCUGAUGACUAUAAUGCUGACGAGAGCUAUCAGCGGCGGGAUUACCUCGCCGCCACCAUGCACUUCAUACCGGGUUACUUCGCCUGUGACGUGGUGUGGAGCACCGUUAUUUACAUCCACCCGCGGCUCAAGAUGGGGCCCAACAUGGGUGUGUCCCGCGCUAUGCAGGCUCUGCACUCCGUUCUCAACGCUUUCUGUGUGGUGAACCGCAAAAACAUGUUUGUCUAUCAGGAGCGCACCACUAAAUCUGUGUUCUACCUCCGGCUCUCCGAGACGUCUCAGGCAGGGAAGUACAGUGAUUUGGAUGGAAACGUGCACAUGUCGCGCUCUGUCGGUCUGGCUCGCAGCCAGGAGCCGCUAGGCUCAGAGGACCUCACGGGAUCGCGCUCGUCUCUGGAAGGCUCGAGGCCAGUUGGACUGGUGGACAAACACAUUCUGCUGCUAGUUCAUGGUGUAGGAACUGCAGGUCCAGAGAUCUCGGAUGAGCUGAUGAAGCUCUUGAGGAAGCGUCUGGAUGAAGCCACACUGGACAUUAUUACAGUCAUGCUGGUCAGAAACUGCAAACUGACCCCUGCAGAUGUGGAGUUUAUCCAGCCUCCCGGGUCUCCAGCGACGGAGGUGAUGGAGUUCUGUCUGCCUCAGUACUGUGGGCCGUGGAUCCAGGCGGUGGCUCACUAUCUCCGGCAGAACCUGCUCAUUUUUCUCCACAUCCCCAAAUACACUGACAGCAACAUCGAGCACCACUUUAAGCAUUAUUUCCAUUCAAGUAGCGAGCUGCCCGAUCAUGACAUCUACCUGUACAAUAAACCUGGAGGACAGGGCACCGGAGGCAAAGGUAUCGUCUGCAUCGUGCUGUCGUUCGUGGAUGAUAAAGGCUGUGCGCUGUUGCUUACUGCUCAGGACGCCAGUGUUUCGGCUGUAAGAGGAGAUGCCACCGCCAUUUCCAUCCAGCCGGACCAGUUUGAGACCUUGACAACCGUUGUCAAGGUGGACUCUCGCAACCAGAGCUCAGGUGUUCGCGUGCGCUUUGACGUGUGGGAGCAGGGGAACAUCGAUCCUCUACAGCUGGCAAACAGACUGAAAGCUGCUCUACGCCACGCUCUCUGUGAUGUUAUUAUGGAGAUGCGUGUACUGCCCAGUCCACUGUGUCUGGACACCUUCUGCCUGCCCACUGCCACCCCGCGGGAGGAGAGCUCAGUUCCCUUAAGUCUUGUGCCGUCAGACAGUAAGGAGCAGAAGAAGACUCCUCGGCGUCCCAGCACAGAUCAAGCUCUCAGAAGCAGCCCGUCUCCCAUCAGCCUGAUCUCUGCACCCGCUUCCACCCCGACCACAGGAACCAGCACUCCCGAAUCCACAACACCCACCGGGAAAAGCACUCGCCGCAGCUUCUGGGAGAUGCUGAGCAAACCAGAGACUUCUGAAAUUGGCAGUCCGAAGACAACGGAUGAUAUUAUACCGGAGCGAGCGGAGGAUAGUCGGAUGGGAAGACGCAGACACAAGACGGAGAACGUCAAACAGUGGAGCCAUGAGAAAGCCAUGGCUGUGGAACAAGAGCAGGCUCAGAGGAGACGUGCGGUUCAGUUGGAGGAAGGAGAUACGGGGACUCUUCAGCCUGUUUACCAGACCACAUACAUGCCCUGGGUCAUGUUCAUGAAUAAACUGGGUUGUCCGUCCAUCCAGCACUGUUCAGCUGAAGUCUCGCAUCACUUCCUCCUGCCCUCCGUCCUCACAGAGUUGGUCAAUCUGGUCACUUCUCUGGCCAGUGACACCACAGUCAAAGUAUUCGAAAGAAGCAGCUGCCCUCAGGGAGAUAUUUACAUACCUCUGUCAAUCAUCCAGCACAUCAGCCAAUCACCUGCCACCACCAGGAGCUUCAUUCUCAUUGGUCGCAACUUCAGCCAGUGGCAUUGCAGUACUGAGCAAGAAGACAGUUCAGAUGAAGAGAACAGUCCAGUACUAAAUAGGUGCACACCUCAUAAAGGCCUGCAGCGGUUCGAGGCUUUGGAGCACAGUGAUUGGCUGAGCCCGGGUCAGGCUGUGAGGGGCGUGGCUCCACGACAGCGUUUCCUGUUCAUUCACAUCGUCAACAAGAAGGUGACUCUGUACACGUAUAACUGGUCAGUGGAUCUGGGCGGCUCUCUGAAUCAGGCUCUGGUUAGGCUGGUGCAGUGGCAGAACGCUCGCGCACACGUGGUCAACUGCCUCCUGGGUCAGAAAAUGGGCCUUUUCCAUCAUUACUGCUUCUCUGAUACGCCUACACACGAGGAGCUGAAGCAGGAGCAAAACCCAUUCCUGAACUCCACGAUGGAGGCAGACGCUCUAUUAAGGAGUCCGGUUCCUCCGGCCGCCAGUAAGGAUCCGGGUCGACUAGGCAGCUCUGCGCGUGUUCUUCCUCCUCUGCCAUUUCCUGGUGAACUCGUGCCCUUUGAUGAAGCUCUGAGAGACGUCAACACUAACAGACCCCUGAGCAGUCAGGACGGGGCUGAUAUAGUGGCUCGACACGGAGCCCAGCUGCUGGAGGUCAAAGCAGCUGAACGCAGAGAGUUGGAGAGACAGAUGAAGAUCGAGAAUCUGUUUGUGACGUGGCAGCAGCGCUCGGCUCAGUCCAACAUGCCCAUAUCGGUGGCAGAUCUGGACACUCUAAAGCAAUCCUCUAGACUGGUUCAUUACUGCGCCACACCACUGCUCUUUGACCCUGUGUUCAGAAAACAGAUUCAGGAGGAACAGGUGCCACAGCCACAGAUGAAGAAGCGUCAUCGCUCCAGUGACUCGACAGCCUCGGGCCGGGACCGCAGCUACAGCACAGACUCUGCAGAGAUGCUGCCGAGCCGGCUGAAGGAGGAGCCGUGGCUGCAGGACAUCUCCAACACCUUCCUGCAGCAGUACGUGCAGUAUCUGCAGAGCAUGGGCUUCAUCCUGGUGCAGGUCCGGCCGCAGUCGCCAGCACGCAGCAUCGCUCGAGCUCGCGCCGCCAUGUUGAGCUCUCUGUCCACUGAAGGCAGAUCUUCAUUCUCAUCGUUCUCAUAUAAUAAGCAGAAGAGUGAAGACAGCAGCCCUAAGCAGAGCAGUUCGUCAGGCUCUGUGUCGUAUCACCUGCAGAGGGCGCUGCCGGGAGGAAUCGUGCUGAUGGAGCUGGCCUUUCAGGUAAGAGCUUCAUCUUCUGUCUUCAGAGCAGAGUUUUUAUUUUUCAGGCCUCAGAAUCAGCACACAGCAGACACUGGGCUUUUACAACAACACUGAACGUCUCGGCAGACA
This is a messenger RNA of Danio rerio (zebrafish), 9579 nucleotides long. The record is from RefSeq and is a predicted model, not a curated record. Lineage: Eukaryota; Metazoa; Chordata; Actinopteri; Cypriniformes; Danionidae.